AUGAGCGCCAACCAGCUUAGUAAAGCCGCAACACCGAAGGCUACACCACUAGGCGCAGCGCAAGGGGCGUCAUCGACAUCACUGCAUUCGUUCACCUCUUUUCAACCACAAGAUGCAUCACAUGUCGAACAGAACAAACUACACAGUGUGGCGAUAUACGAGGACCUCUGCCAAUAUGAGGAAUCACUACAACGUCUGGUGACAUCUGUGGAUAAAUUCCAGCCCGACCUCGAAGCUGCACAGGAACUUAUCGAGAUUGAUUCCAAGUUAUAUUCCAACCUAGCUCAGCUUCCGAAGUAUGACCUCAUAGACUCGCAGCUAAAGAAACUGGAAGAGGAGUCAAAGGAUAUAGACGAACGCACCGCCAAGAUUCUCGGUAUUCUUGGGGAGUGCUACAAUGACCUGAAUUCCCUGCCUAUGGUUGAGCAGGUUGAAUUCGAGAUGGCCACGAUGAAGAAACAGAAGGACAAAGUCAACUCGAGUGUGCUGCUGGAGUAUGCUAUGAAACUGUCGAAGUUCACCCGCGUCCCGCCAACGUUUAAUAAAGAUGCUAUAGGGCCAAACAAUUUCAUAUGGCCGGCAGAAGACGCCAUCAGACGAGGCAUGUUAGCUAUGGCGUCGCUGAAGAGCAAGGAGCUGACUUCCUUGCCUGGUCAGUCCGACCAGGAGGCUGAACAGGCUUCGGCAGGAAAGGAAGCAGACACUGCGGGUCCCGGUGUAUCGACCCUGGAACCGGCAAACGGCGGUCAUAACAGAAGGGGCUCCUUUGAGUUCACCGGGAUCAGAAAGCCACCGCCUGCCAGCGAUGCGGACAGCUCGGUGGUGGACGAUGGAGACGCAUCCAUGGACUUGGAUCUCAACUUAUUCAAUCCAGAUGAAUUUUAA
Molecule: messenger RNA, 885 nt
Organism: Eremothecium gossypii ATCC 10895
Lineage: Eukaryota; Fungi; Ascomycota; Saccharomycetes; Saccharomycetales; Saccharomycetaceae
Gene: MED4
Product: Med4p
Exons: 1
Coding region: 1-885 (294 amino acids)
Biological process (GO): regulation of transcription by RNA polymerase II
Cellular component (GO): mediator complex; core mediator complex
Molecular function (GO): transcription coregulator activity
Source: RefSeq, marked provisional